GCUGACAGUUAAUUUUUACCGCUUGGCGCUCUAUAUUUCAUAAAUUGUGAUGCUUGGUAUAAACUAGAUCGUUAAACUCGUUUUGAAUAAAGGAAAUGAAAUAAAUACUGUAUAACAGUAACACUGUUCAGUUCGCACUUCCUUCUUCCGUUUUAUUAACGUUCUGCUAAUAGAGUCAAAACGCUCAAGUGGAAGCAUUUAAUUUCAUCAAUUAUUGAUAAAACAAGUAUCAUAUUAAGUAUUCAGAAAUUCUAGAAUAAACCGCACAAUGUCCCUAGUUAUUGAGAACACGAAGAUCUUGGAGUUCUUGGAGCUUGUCGGUCGUCUGAAGCAUGUGAAAAGGACUGGUUGGGUGCUUUGCGAUAUAAAUGAAUGCGAAUCCAUUGCUGGUCAUAUGUACCGAAUGGGGCUGAUGACCUUCUUGCUAACAGAAGAGAACAAUCCUACAAACCUUGACAGGUUCAGGUGUCUCCAAAUUGCUCUUGUCCAUGACUUGGCUGAGUGCAUAGUUGGAGAUCUUACACCACACUGUGGUGUAUCACCGGAAGAGAAACAUCGGCGAGAGGAUGAGGCUAUGAAGAAGAUAGCUGAACUCACCGGCAUUGCUGGUGACAGAAUGUAUGAGCUGUAUAAAGAAUAUGAGAAUCAAACUUCACCAGAGGCUAAAUUCGCUAAGGACUUAGACCGUUACGACAUGAUACUGCAGGCGUUUGAAUAUGAAAAACGCGAAAAGGCACCGAAGAAACUGCAAGAGUUCUUCACUGCUACUGAAGGAAGGUUCAACCAUCCAUUCAUAAAGGACCUAGUAACAGAACUAUAUAGGCAAAGAGAAGAGUUUGAGAAAAAAAGUCUACUCAAUGAUCAUGCAUAGUUUAGCAAAUCUUCUCCUUAACUCUCCUUCUCAGUACUUAUCUAUUUCUUAUAGUAAAGCAGCAAAGAUAACUAGCUGAGCUAGUUAGUAUAUUUCAUAUUACUGUCGAGGCAUCAAAGCGUAAUAUUCUACGAAGUAUGAUUAAUCUUUUGGCGCCACGCCGUAUACGUGAUAAAACCAUAUUUAACUAAUGACUUCUAGAAAAGGCGUCUAGAUAAGUACGUGACAAAAACAGGUCUACAAAAUGAUAAACAAAUAAAAACAUUCGAAUGCAUAACUAUGUGCUAUUUAACAGCAAACAAAGCUAAAAGUUAAUUCUUGAACUCUCCAAUUAGCAUAUUCGGCUGAAUGGUCCGCAUCCACGUAUAAUCCGCGUUGCCCGAAAAGGUUAAUAUAUAUUUCGUAACGUCAAUACGACCAUUUGGUAUCUAUAUGAAAAAUAUGCACAAUAUGUAUAACAGUAAUUAGAUCAGUGUAUGAUCCAUAUAAGCUUCAAUGUAAUAAUGUAUGUUGCAAUGUUCUAAAAUAUUCAUAACAAGCUAUUUUUCCAGUGCAGCAGUAAUUUUCUUAAGCAUAAGUAAUUAAUAUUAGCUGACAAUAAUACAUUUUCUGAUAUUGCAGUGCUCUAUUUUAUAAUGCUUACACAAAUAUAAUGCAUGGUAUUGUGGGAUAGAAAUACGUGAUUAUUAUAAUAGCAAGUAUCUAUCAAAGUUCAAAAUACGAGUAACUUAAAGAAUGACUAGUAUUUAAGCAUUGAUAUUACUUACAUUACAUGUAAUGCAGAAUGUGAUAUACUUCAGUAAUACUAUGAAUAGAUACAUAAUAGGUAGUAAUUUUAAUAUCACCACUGUUAAUUCCCUAUGUUACCUACCAGGGAUUUUAGUCGUCCAGUAUUAUCAAUUACCAUUUGUUAUACCUUAGUGCUGCCAUAUUUGUCCUUUGAUGUCAAAAUACCUAAAUGAUACGCGUGUCAAAAAAUAAAACUAAAUAAAAGCUAGAAGACUACAUUAAAACCAAUUUACUUCAUGAGUGAUAUAUUAUUCCAAUGCAUAAUAUAAGGUAUAAGGUACAUGUUUACGUUAACAAAAAAAUAAGAAACAGUUUUACAAGAUUAUAUUUAAUAUAAGAUGAUGAUAAUCAAACAUACGUAAUAAUACGUAGUAUUUUUAAUUGUACACUAUUAGAAAUUUUAACCACAAGCAAAUCAGAAAGCCAAAAAUAUAAUACUACUAGUCAAUGACAACUGUAUUAUUAGAAAGUGUACCUAUCUAUAAAGAAUUCAUUUUGUUAAUAUUUAUUUGUUAUCCACAUUAAAAGCUAAGCUCAGUGUUAAGUAAGUAAUAAUUUUACUACAUCACAAAGUUUUUAUUAACUAAUCCUUGCGCUUUCCAACUACCACAUAAGUAUCACUUAAGUUUUUAUAUGCUUUGUAAUCCUAAUUAAUAUAAUCUGAUUUAAUAUGA
Messenger RNA from Trichoplusia ni (cabbage looper), 2334 nucleotides. Its product is annotated as HD domain-containing protein 2. Gene Ontology annotation, molecular function: 5'-deoxynucleotidase activity. Gene Ontology annotation, cellular component: cytoplasm. Lineage: Eukaryota; Metazoa; Arthropoda; Insecta; Lepidoptera; Noctuidae. Bases 269 to 871 code for a protein of 200 amino acids. The transcript has 4 exons. The record is from RefSeq and is a predicted model, not a curated record.